AUGAAAGGGCGAUCUCACCGGUCGCAGCUCACACUGAUCUUGGGACCCGUCGGCAGUGGAAAGUCUGCACUGCUCCGGGCUAUGCUGGGAGAAAUGGAUCUACUCACAGGCAGCGUGGAAAAGAAAGUCCGAAGUCCUGCGUAUUGCCACCAAUCACCUUGGCUUCUGAACAGCUCUAUCCGGGAAAACAUCGUUGGGCCCGAUCAAGACCUUGACACUGAGCUCUACAGGAAAGCACUGUGGGCUUGCGAGUUGGAUCACGAUCUUCGUGAGAUCAUUGAAGGGGAUCAAACCAAGGUCGGAAGUAGCGCCGUCACGCUGAGUGGGGAACAGAAACAGCGCAUUGCGAUGGCCAGAGCGUUAUAUGCGCGAAAAGAGCUUUUUCUUCUCGACGAUAGUUUCAGUGCGCUUGAUCCCCGCACGGAGGGGAAGAUUGCGCGGCGCCUUCUCGGACCCAAAGGCAUGAUGCGAGAGAACGGACAGACUGUGGUUGCUGCUUCCAAAGGAGGUCAAAUCCGGGCCCAGGGCUCGCCGGAGGAACUGACAUCACACUUCACCAUUCCAUCCAAGGGUAACGACAUGGAAGACGACGAAAUCUACAUCUCACACCAGGAACCUUUGUCAGUGCCGAAUACAGCUUCCGAUAAGAAAGUCCAACAGACCGAACCAAGGGACCAUAGACUUGAACAUCGCAGUGUUCCAGUUUAUCGUUCCUAUUUCCGCUCCAUGGGUUUCUGGCGAGGCAUGGUAUUAUGUGCUCUUCUGAUUCUCCAGACGGUAUUUUCCAGGUUUCCCACUGUCUGGCUUCAGUGGUGGUUGGAUAAAGACCCUUCGAGCAUGGGGCCUUCAUACGCGACGUACAUCGGAGUCUACAGUCUCUUUCAGGCUGCAUCCAUGAUAUUCACCCUUCUUGCCGCGUUCCAGCAACUGCGCAUUGUCAUGCCACAAACCAGCCGCUAUUUCCACAGGUGCUCUCGCGACAUUGGCACAGGUCAUUAUCAUCGCAAGCUCCUUUCCCUACAUCUUCAUCGCAUUCCCAGUUCUCUUCGCCGUUGUGCUCGCCAUUCAGAGGUUUUACCCGCACACAUCGAAGCAAUACGGGCGAUGGACAUUGAGGCGAAGAGCCCGCUGCUCGAUCACUUUCUCGAGACCAUAAAUGGCCUCCAUACAGUUCGUGCAUUUGGCUGGCAGCACCACAUCCGCAAAAGGCACGAUGCGCUUCUUAACGCAUCACAACGACCCUACUACCAGCGAUUCAUGGUCCAAAGAUGGCUUAACCUCGUGCUCGACAUGGUAGCUGCGGGAGUCGCGAUUCUUGUCGUCGGAAAGGCCAUCAGACUGCAAACUCGGUCGACGCUGGUCGGACUCGCACUGGUCAAUGUCAUCUCCCUGAAUGAGACCCUGCAACUGCUGAUCCUUCAAUGGGCGGUGAUGGAGAUUUCACUCGGAUCCAUCACACGUUUGGAAGAAUUCACGGUCCAAGCCAGAACCGAUCGUCUCCUCGAGCAGCAAAGCAACUUUUCUGUCCAGGCAAUUGGAGGUCUGUGGCCCCCGCAUGGCUCAGUUGAAUACAAAAAUGUGACUGCCCGAUACCAAGAUGAUGGUCCCGACGUGCUCAAGAACAUUUGCUUGUCCAUCCCCGCCGGCUUUAAAGUGGGGGUCUGCGGUCGAACGGGCAGCGGAAAGAGCACUCUGAUCUCUGCACUGUUUCAGAUGAUCGACCUCACCUCUGGGUGUAUCGUCAUCGACGGUGUUGACAUCGCAGAGCUCGAUCCCGAAUCGGUCCGCUCGCAUCUGAUCGGUAUAUCCCAGCACAGUUACAGUAUGCCGGGAAUUUCCGUUCGGGAUAAUCUGCAGCUGGGGUGUGUCAACCCAUCGGAGGAUUCUCAACUCAUCGCAGCCCUGCAGAAAGUCAAUCUUUGGGGCCUGGUCUCGGAACGAGGAGGUCUCUCAGCUAUCCUGGACAAUGAGACAAUGUCUGCCGGACAGAGUCAGCUUUUUACUUGUGCGCGAGCCCUCCUGCGGUCUGGAUCAGUAGUGGUGUUGGACGAGCCGGCCAGCAGCCUCACAGCUGAGACGGCGGAUUCAAUCCAACGAGUAAUUUUGGAGGAGUGCAAGGAGCGGACGGUAAUUGCUGUCAUGCACCAGAUUGAGAGGUUACUGGACUUCGAUAUGGUGGUGGUGAUGGAAGAUGGUCGAGUGGUGGAGAUGGGCCAGCCUCGGGAGCUGCAGGAGGGUAAUGGUCUCUUUCGAGGUCUUCUCGACGCAAGUCAAUCAAAUCGAUGA
Molecule: messenger RNA, 2286 nt
Organism: Aspergillus fijiensis CBS 313.89
Lineage: Eukaryota; Fungi; Ascomycota; Eurotiomycetes; Eurotiales; Aspergillaceae
Product: P-loop containing nucleoside triphosphate hydrolase protein
Exons: 7
Coding region: 1-2286 (761 amino acids)
Biological process (GO): transmembrane transport
Cellular component (GO): membrane
Molecular function (GO): ABC-type transporter activity; ATP binding; ATP hydrolysis activity
Source: RefSeq, a predicted model, not a curated record